Octodon degus (degu) is the source of this 1268-nucleotide messenger RNA. RefSeq names its product nudix hydrolase 17 (gene Nudt17). Gene Ontology annotation, molecular function: NADH pyrophosphatase activity. The coding region runs from base 288 to 1175 and encodes 295 amino acids. The transcript has 8 exons. NCBI's taxonomy places the organism in Eukaryota, Metazoa, Chordata, Mammalia, Rodentia, Octodontidae. Gene Ontology annotation, cellular component: cytosol. The record is from RefSeq and is a predicted model, not a curated record. Gene Ontology annotation, biological process: NAD+ catabolic process; NADP+ catabolic process.
GUAAUUACUGCUCUGCAGUAAGGUGUGCAGAGCCCUGCUUACGUUCAGCCCAGAGCUGGUGGAAGGUGACAAAAAUCAUUCACUCAAGGGAUCACUGUCCUAAACAGAAGAGACCUGAGAAUUUGAGGUAUUCCCUUUAUUACCGGUACCCUCGGCGGUCUUGCUCACCUUACACAUUUCCCUGAGUUGGAGAAACUGGCUUCCUCCAAGCCAGCGGGAAGCCGGAAGGGGAGGCGUAGCUGCGCCAGCAGGGGGCGCCGCGCGGCGGUAGAGUCCAGCGAGCCGCCAUGGCGGUGCCGCGAGUGCUGCUGCUCCUGUCCGUGCGGCCGGAGCCGGUGAGCUUCGCGCAGAGUGUGUGCGGCCUCCUCGGCGCCGGCCCGAACCCCGGGCCAUGGCCCACGCACUGCAGUUUGAAGCGCGGACAGCUCAUCCUCUCCGACAGGCCCUUCCCGGAGGCCUCGGCCAGGCUUCCGAUCCAGCGACCCCCUUUCUGCCCUUUUGCGGCCCUCGCCCUGCAGCCCUUGGCCCCCGAGGCCACACUACCCACAAACCGAGGUGUGGACCUGGGUGUGGCCGUCCUUGUGCAGUCCAGCGACCAGACCGUCUUGUUGACCCGCAGGACACGCACUCUCAGAGUUUCUCCCAACCUCUGGGUACCCCCAGGGGGUCAUGUGGAGCUUGAUGAGGAGUUGCUGGAUGGAGCGCUUCGAGAACUGUGGGAGGAGAGUGGACUACAGCUGCCCAAGGACCAGUUCUCCUGGGUCCCUCUGGGGUUAUGGGAGUCUGCCUACCCACCUAGGCUGAGCUGGGGUUUCCCCAAAUACCACCACAUCGUUCUGUAUCUACUUGUGAUCUCCCAGGAGUCACAGCAGCAGCUGCAAGCCCAGAUCCAACCAAACCCAGGUGAGGUGAAUGCCCUUAUGUGGCUGGGACCAGAUGUAGCAGCUGCAGUGGCUGCUACAGAGAAUGGGACGGAGACAGCUGCCCUUCUCCCCCAGGACCUACCACCCUCUGUCCCUGCUAUAGAACUAGAAGAGGAUGGAGGAGCCCGACCUGUGGUUCUGCCCAUGUCCACACUGCUGCAGACAACCCCAACCACAGCAGAGGACAUAGAGAGGGUCAGCACUGGAACCAAGUUUGCUCUUCGGCUCUGGCUGCAACAUCUGGGCAGGUGAAGGUGAAGGUGGAGUUCCUGUGGACCCAGAGCCAGCAAAGGACAGAACAUGGACCCUGCUGUCUCAAAUGAGGAGUCUAGAAAGGGAAGUGCA